GUAUAAAUUAGUUGCUUCGCGCCGAAGCGUGCCAAAGCGUUAUGUCGCCUACAGUUGCUAAGAAACUCAGUGUUUAUCGAUGGCGCCGGAAUCGUGGUUGAACCUCAUUCAAAAUGCCAAGAAGACCGCUAUUAUUCAGGACGGAAAAAGAAAAAUUCAUUUCUUAUUAGAAGAUGGUAGAGAAAUGGUAGAAGAAUACCAUUUGGAAACUAAUGUUUUGGUAAGAAGAGCAUGGAAAGAAAAAGGUAAUCUUGGUCAAAAUGAAGGUUGGAAUGUAGAAAUUGGGGAUCCUGAACCAAAACAAAGUAACAUUGAAGUGUAUGGAAUUCAAGAAAGUUCAAAUGCUCCAUUUAUUACAAGAAGGGUGACAAAAACAGCACUUGAGUGGAGGAUAAGAAAUUUACUGUAUCCUCAGAAUGUGUAUUCAGUUACUGCUGAAGAUGAUGGAACAAUAACUGUUCGUACAAGUAAUAAAAAAUAUUUCAAAAAACUAAAGGUUCCAGAUUUAGAACGUGUUGGGUUAAAACCUGAACAGGAAAGAAUAUCUUUUACCCAUCAGCAUAACACCCUAAUUAUUGUGUAUAAAAAACCACCUGCACUUUUGGAGAUGGAGAAAAAAGUGCUGGAGGAGAUACUACAACUUAAGGCAAGAAAAGAGGGUGAUAUACAAUGUCCAACAAGCUAAUAAAAAUCUUAAUUGUUAAAA
This is a messenger RNA of Osmia lignaria (orchard mason bee), 706 nucleotides long. RefSeq names its product protein DPCD. NCBI's taxonomy places the organism in Eukaryota, Metazoa, Arthropoda, Insecta, Hymenoptera, Megachilidae. The record is from RefSeq and is a predicted model, not a curated record.